Molecule: messenger RNA, 1688 nt
Organism: Calypte anna (Anna's hummingbird)
Lineage: Eukaryota; Metazoa; Chordata; Aves; Apodiformes; Trochilidae
Gene: YBX3
Product: Y-box binding protein 3
Exons: 9
Coding region: 211-1122 (303 amino acids)
Biological process (GO): regulation of gene expression
Cellular component (GO): nucleus
Molecular function (GO): nucleic acid binding
Source: RefSeq, a predicted model, not a curated record
CCGGCGCCACCCGGUCCCCGCCGGCGCGGCCCCUUUAAAUGCUAAUGAGGCGGCGGGAGCUGCCGGCGCCGGCCCCCGCUGACUGUGUUAAAACUUCGGCGGGGCCAUUUUGGGGGCAGUAAGACCCAGCGUGCGCCCCAGGGAUCGGGAUCGCCGCUGCCGAGCACCCGCCCGUCCCCUCCUCACCGCCCGUCCCAACCGCCAGGCACCAUGAGCGAGGCGGCGGAUACCGGCACCGCCAGCUCGGCAGCUGCCCCGGCCACGGCCACCGCAACAGCUGCUGCCGCUGCUGCUGCUCCCCCGGCCGGGGUUUCCGCGCCGCCGUCGCCCACUGGCCCGGACGCGAAGCCCAAGAGCCCCGUCGGCGCCGCCACACCGGGCGCGGCUGUCGGCGAGACGGGCGCCGGUGCAGCUGCCGCUGCCGCCACCACCGCUACCACCACGACCGCCGCGGCCGAGACGGAGAAGAAAGUGUUGGCCACUAAAGUUCUUGGCACAGUCAAGUGGUUCAAUGUCAGAAAUGGAUAUGGCUUUAUCAACAGAAAUGAUACCAAAGAAGAUGUGUUUGUUCAUCAGACGGCAAUAAAGAAAAACAACCCACGGAAAUAUCUGCGCAGUGUUGGUGAUGGAGAGACUGUAGAAUUCGAUGUGGUUGAGGGAGAGAAGGGUGCAGAAGCAGCUAAUGUCACUGGUCCAGAUGGAGUCCCUGUGGAAGGCAGCCGCUAUGCUGCAGAUCGGCGCCGCUAUCGACGUGGCUACUUUGGCCGACGCCGUGGACCUCCUCGAAGUGGUGCUGAGGGAGAAAUCAAGGAUGGGGUCACAGAAGGAGGACAACUUAAUCAACAAGUCCAUAGGAAUCCUACCUAUCGUCCCCGCUAUCGCAGAGGGCCCUCACGUCCACGCCCUGCCCCAGUGGCAGGAGAGGCUGAAAACAAAGAGAACCAUCAUGAGGUCAGCGCCAUGGGUCAGCAGCCGCUUCGCCGUGGCUACAGGCGUCCGUACAACUACCGGCGUCGGCCUCGUCCACCCAAUGCUCCAGCUCAGGAUGGAAAAGAGACAAAGGUGACUGAAACACCUGCUGAAAAUCCUGCUCCAGUGACCGAGCAGAGUGGUGCUGAGUAAUGUCCAGCUCCCCAGGCAACUUUACCAUCCCUCAGGUGUCCUAAAAUACAAGUCAAAAGUAACACCAAAGAAACAGUCAAGCAAUAAAUUGUCAGCAGUGAUGAUGAAAGCAAAGAUUUGAAACAUCGGAACUUACAAGAAAAAAAAUUACCAGCAGCUGAGAUCCAAGGAACGCCUACAAGAUACACACGUUAAGAGAGCGAGAUUCAGAGAGAGCAACCUCCCCAGUUUCAACAGCAACUGUGGGGUUUUGGUUUUUUGUUUUUUUUUUUAAAUUUCACGAUUUCAUUAGUAUUGAAUUUUUCAAUUUUUUCUUUUGGUAUCAAACUGAAAAGGGAAAAAACCAACAGAAGAACUGAAAUUGAAAUAAAAUAUUUUUUUUAUUGGAUGCUGGUGCUAAACCUCCCAGGUGUGAUGAGUUUGGAUAAUUUUUUUUUUUGUGCCAGUCCUGUUUACUGCAGGACAUGGGGAGGAGAAACUUCCGCUUUCCUUGGUAAGAUCUAUUUGAAAAUGCAGCAUGGGUGACGUUCCACACAAAUAAAAGUGAUUUCAAGUACAAAAAAAAA